Messenger RNA from Caenorhabditis bovis, 1128 nucleotides. The record is from the annotation of a GenBank genome assembly. NCBI's taxonomy places the organism in Eukaryota, Metazoa, Nematoda, Chromadorea, Rhabditida, Rhabditidae.
AUGACAAACGGAUCAAUGAGAAAUUAUGAGGAAUAUUUCACACCACCAACACCACAAUCAAUACCAAGACCUCUUGUAAUUGACGGUUGCAAUAUUGGAAGGAGUGCUUCAGGCUUCUCGAGAACCCACGUGGAUUGCGCUGGUCUCGUCGCGGUUGUCCGUUGGCUAGUCAACAAGAAGUUCGACGUGACUGUAUUCUUGCCAGUCGUUUAUAACAAUGCCAACAAUUAUAAUGCAAGAAACGCGGAGUUGUUGCACAAGCUUGAAAACCUCGGAAUUGUCACAUUCACCCCGGCGAGAAGCGGGCGUGGAAUGAGAAAAGCUUUCAUCAAUUAUGAUGAUUUGUAUGUGGUUUCUUAUGCGGCUAGACAUGGCGGUUGCAUAUUGAGUGGCGACAAAUUCAAGGAUAUCCUUCAUCAAUCGUGUUAUAGCGAUUUCCAUGAAGUCAUUCGGAAUCGAACGAUUGAUAUCAAAUUUCGACCGCUUAGUUUGGACUUUGUACGGACGAGCACCAAUAUGUUCUACAGGCACGCUCCAGAAUUGUUCAUUUAUGAGAAUUCGAAUGUGAGAUACCGCGCGAUUCAGCGUCGUCUUUACGUGGAGCCGCAAGAUGAGGAUUUCCAUUUGGUUCGAGCGCACGCUCGUCUCACCUCACCCGAACAACGCGAAUUUUUGUGCUCUCAAUUGGAUUCCCUCCUCGUUUCGAUGAGUUUUUCCGCUGGAAAAGAGUUUCGCGAUGUUGAUGAGUUGCCGUAUACGGAUUCGCUUUCAUCUGUUGAAAUGAAAAUUGAAGAUAUUGUUUCUCCAAGUCUCGCAAAGAAAUUUUAUGAAAAAUAUUCGAAUUACGAGCAAAAAGUGGAUGCCUUAAAUCCUUACGUAAUGCAGCCAACAAUUGAUGUUGCGGAUCGUAUCGAGCCACGGCGUGCCAGCUCGCCCGAAAAAACAUGUGCUCUAAUCAAUCUGUCGAGCGACUCGAGCUCGGAGUCUUUAAGGAGUCGACCGAUCACUGAACACAUCGCACCGCAUCCAGAUCUCACCGAGAUCCAAUUGAAACCGCCGCUUCCCGAAAAUCUAUCGAGCCACGCGCUUCUCGAAUGGUUCAACAAGGCCGGCGAACUCAAGAUUUGA